CGCUUCCAAAUACAGGUCCCUUUUGUCUUUGGCCUUCAGAUCGGCUACGCAAUUUCAAGCCUGUUAAAGUUGUUGGUUUUCGAAGGAUAAACGGGUCUAGCCAUUGUUAUUUUUUGGAAGAAUUUCGCGAGAUCUAAUUCUGGCGUUGAUGUUACAUUAAUGUUGAUUCUUCGACCAGUUCGUACCGUAAACUAGAGGUAAAUAUACUUUUUUUUGCUGGCGUAACUAGAAAGGAGAUGAUCGUGGCAUGAACCGAAGGAAAGAUGGAUUUUAAAAGGGAACACAAGAAGGCACUAUUAUGGAAUGCAAUCGAACUUUGUCGUUUAUAAGGGAAACAAAUUGGAACGAAGCCUGGCUAAAUGAACAGAAUUGAGCUGUGUUCAUAUUUUACUUGAGCUUUCACUUUACGAACUGAAUGCAGGCUCAACUCAUGAAUGUCAGCGGCAAGGUUCCACAGGUUACCCAACAGUAGCUAUCAUCAAUAGAUGCUGAACCUUAGCGAGCAGGCUCAAAUAGGUAUUGUCAGCGGUGCUGCGGGGGUCCUUGUUCUUAUGGUCAUAUGCAUGGUAUGCAAACUGCGCAGACUCAAUAACACUGUAUACAACGACAUGCCACUCAAACCAAAGCCAAGCCUCCAGCCACAAUGCAGCGACUGCGUCAUUGAGAGGCACAGGGAUCCCAAUGAGUCUUUGGAAAUCCAAAGCGCAAGUUUCUCUCAGCCAUCCAAGAAAGGGACCCUCAAGUUUACUCUUAUUUACCAAACUGAAUUCAAUAACUUGAUUAUCCAGGUUAUUAAUGGGCAUGAGAUUGUUGGCCGCGAUUUCUGGGACAAUGCCGUCGACUCUUAUGUCCAGUUAAAACUAGACCCCGAUCCAGGAAACGUGUACAAGGGGAAGACUAGCAUUUCUAGGAAAACCACAGAACCUUAUUACAAUGAAACGUUCCAGUUUAGUAUUGAGAUGGAAAAACUAGCAGACGCAAUACUCUCUUUGCUGGUGAUGGAGGUUGACCGUUACUCACGGCACCACGUGAUUGGUCAAAUUGACUUAGAGUUAGGUGACGUGGUCUUAGCAAAUCAAAUGGUUGCCAUGGAGAUGGAGAUCCUUGAGGCAUAUAAGUCUCGUUUGGGUCUUGGUGAUCUUCUCGUCUCCCUUAGCUACAUGCCCACCGCAGAACGCCUCUCGGUUGUCAUAAUGAAGGCAAGGAACCUUAACCCCCCAUUUUCUGAGUGGAGCAGCCAGCCGAGGGACAUUAGCCCAUUUGUGAAAGUCGUGUUACUGUUUGACGGCCAAAAGGUAAAAAAGAAGAAAACCUCGACACGAAAACAAGAGAAGAACCCAGUGUACAACGAGUCUAUGUUAUUUGAUAUACCGCCACAUUUUCUACACAGAGUUAUUCUUCUCAUUUCUGUUGCCGACAAACCGAGUGAUAGCCGACGAAGUGACAUCAUCGGACGGGUGGUCAUCGGCUCACCCUCGUCAGGCGAAGCCUUGAGUCACUGGAAUCAAAUGCUCGUGUCACCAAGGCGACCGAUCGCGGCAUGGCACAAGCUUAGGCUAUAACGUCAUAGUAUUGUAAUGGACAAAAUACACCCUUGGGAUUCUGGAUCAGCCUGCUAGGCGGCUCUUAUUUGGGGUUAAUCGGAUAUGUUUUGUUUUUGGAUAUUGGGAGUCCUGUGGCGCACGCAAAGGCUGAAUAGCGCUGGGGCAUGGGGCGAGGGUGCGAAGAAAGUUCAUUCUUCCUAGGAUUCCAUAUUCGAUAAACAAAUAUUUCCGACCUUAGUGGUCGGCCGAAGGAAAGGGGAGGGUGUCGGAGAAGAUAGAAAGUCAGAGGAGAGUUUCUGUGCCUUUUGAUAAAUGCAUUUUAUACUGCCUGUUCGGGAUUCCCGUAGUAUGCCGCGAGGCACAAGGGACUAGAAUCGAGGUUUGUGGGUGAUGUCUUAUUGUUAACCACAGGGAACCAAACACCACAGGAAACAGAAAAAAAAAACAAGGAGUUAAGCUAUUUCAACCUAUUUCAAAUAAGGUUGCACUCAGAGAAUAUAUUUGUCGUAACCCGCAGUGGUUUAUGGGUAUUAAAUAAAUCAUAAAAUAAGCGUACAUCAAAACAAACACAGGUUUUGAAAGCUUUAGCAUUGUUAUUAAUGUGCCUCUAAACGUUCACAUGGCGUUCAGUAACCAGGAUUUAGCCAUUUUUACGUUACCCAUGAACCACCGCCAACAUGUCAUGUGACCUCCAAUUCAUAUUUUAUUUAUGGCUCACCUAUUUCAAAAAGGUUGUCAAUGCAAAUGGCAAUUGCCAAAUGACAGUUCUAGGCCCGAAAGGCACUCAUGAGUACCUAUUAUUCGUAAAUUUAUUUAUUAAUAAAGUAUCAGACUACAA
This is a messenger RNA of Nematostella vectensis (starlet sea anemone), 2382 nucleotides long. RefSeq names its product synaptotagmin-6. The record is from RefSeq and is a predicted model, not a curated record. Lineage: Eukaryota; Metazoa; Cnidaria; Anthozoa; Actiniaria; Edwardsiidae. Bases 486 to 1562 code for a protein of 358 amino acids. The transcript has 5 exons. Gene Ontology annotation, molecular function: phosphatidylserine binding; SNARE binding; calcium ion binding. Gene Ontology annotation, biological process: cellular response to calcium ion; regulation of calcium ion-dependent exocytosis; calcium-ion regulated exocytosis.